Hevea brasiliensis (rubber tree) is the source of this 1386-nucleotide messenger RNA. RefSeq lists its product as uncharacterized. NCBI's taxonomy places the organism in Eukaryota, Viridiplantae, Streptophyta, Magnoliopsida, Malpighiales, Euphorbiaceae. The transcript has 2 exons. The coding region runs from base 1 to 1386 and encodes 461 amino acids. The record is from RefSeq and is a predicted model, not a curated record.
AUGAUAGCGGAGUCUGUUCAAGAGGUUGAUAAUAGCACAAGCAAUACCUAUGAGCAAAUGGUAAUGGAUGCAGCAGGUCCUGAUUUCUUUCAGGAUGUAAUGGAGGAGCCUCCAAAUCCAUCAGCUCAAAAAUUGUAUGACAUGUUGCAAGCUGUUAAUCAAGAGGUGUGGCCAGGUUGUGAAAGCCAUUCGCAGCUCUCAGUUGUUGCAAGGAUGUUGAACAUCAAGGCAGAACAUCAUUUGUCAGAAAGGUGUUUUGAUGACAUUUGUCAACUUAUGAAAGAGAAGUUGGUUCAAGCAUUGGGCCUACCUGUUGAGAAGAUUCAUUGUUGUACUAAUGGAUGUAUGUUAUAUUGGGCUGAAGAUAGUGAGUUAACGAAUUGCAAAUUUUGUGACCAUCCACGGUUCAAACGACAUAGUCGAGGCUCUUCUAAUUUUCAAACCAAUGUGCCACAUAAGAAAAUGUACUACUUUCCUCUCACACAGAGAUUGCAAAGAUUAUAUGCUUCGAAUGCAACAGCAAAAGAAAUGAGAUGGCAUGCUGAGCAUGACCAUGAAGAUGGGGUAAUGUGUCAUUGUUCAGAUGCAACUACAUGGAAGCAUUUUAAUAAAACACAUCCUUCAUUUCUUCUUGAGGUUCGGAAUGUAAGGCUAGGACUGUGCACCGAUGGGUUUCAACCAUUCGGUCAGUCUGGACAACAAUAUUCAUCUUGGCCAGUCAUUGUCACUCCUUACAAUUUGCCUCCUUGGUUAUGUAUGAAGGAAGAGUAUAUGUUCCUAACGGUACUAGUUCCUGGUCCGAGAAACCCAAAAGACAAAUUGGAUGUGUACUUACAGCCCCUUAUUGCAGAGUUGAAACAGUUGUGGGAAGUUGGAGUUGAGACAUAUGAUGCAUCAAAGAAGAAUAAUUUUAAUAUGAGGGUUGCGUUAUUAUGGACAAUAAGUGAUUUCCCUGCAUAUUCAAUGUUAUCCGGUUGGAGCACAGCAGGCAAGACUGCUUGUCCAUAUUGUAGGGACGAUUCAGAUGCAUUCACAUUGACAAAGGGUGGUAAACAAUCAUGGUUUGACAAUCACCGUAAAUUCUUACCAGCUAACCAUCCUUUCAGACGGAAUAAAAUUGCUUUUAGAAAGAACAAGACAGUUACAAAAAGUGCUCCCCCCAUUCUAUCUGGUGAGGAAAUUUUAGAACAAAUAGAACAUCUAGGAUUAAUGUGUGUCACAGAUAUGGGUGCAGAUGAGAAUAACAGUUGCAAAGCAAAAAACACGGGUUGGAAGAGACGGAGCAUUUUUUGGGAUUUGCCAUAUUGGAGUACUAACAUGCUUCGCCACAACUUGGAUGUCAUGCAUAUAGAGAAAAAUGUAUUUGAAAAUAUUUUUAAUCUUUGA